AUGGACAAAGCAACGAUACGUCUCCUCAUUGUGGUUUUGACAAGAAUCCCUGGAAGUUCCGCGGCUGACCCACCACCCAUUGUUGCUUGUGAGGCAGUCAUCGGCAAGUAUUUAUCCGAAGAAACAAAAGCGUCUGCAAGUGAUGAAGCGGUCCUGACGGCUGUGAAAACAGUGUCGGACGCCGUGAAACGAUUGCUUGGUUUUGAGUGGCAAGCUUCUCGUGAUGAUGUGCAUGAAUUUCUUAGCAACGUGAUCCUGCUGGCUGAAGGGAGCCUGCGAAAGAAGAGAAAAGAGCACCGUCUGGUAGGAUCGUCGUUGGAAGAGAUCUUAGAUGAUCUAGAGAAGCCGUGGCGAAUUCAGACAAGAAGUAAAGCGUCUGCUGCAGACAAUACUCUAGGAGACGAAACAAACAGUGCAGAGCUCUCAGAUUACAGCGCUUGGAAGACUGCCAAUAUCAAGUGGUUGGGUGAACCAACUUUUUUUGCACCUGCAUGUUGUCCUGUGAUGAAGAUCGGGCCAAAUGGCGUCUAUGAAAACCCAGAAGAAUACAUGCAGACGGUUCUUCGUUUGUGGAUUGCAAUGACUUUCUUUGGUGGAUUCUCGGCCAUCGCGCCUCGAUGUCGGACUCGCGGGCAAUCAGGAAUCUGUUCUUCCGCUCUCUGGCCGGUUGGAAGCAGUUGCAGCACUGGCAAUAUGACCUGUCGUAGGUCUGGUUGUCGUCGGCCCGUCCUUUUUGCCUGCAGCAGGAACAAGUCUCAUGACGCUUUGUGUGAGCAGUGUGCCAACCAAGCUAUCUCUGAUCACAUUGGGCCUCCAAGUCCACGAGCGGCGACGCAUAUCUACGAUGCAACUGUGCUUCGGGUUCGAUCUGACGGAGUAGUAUACUUCAAGAACUUUCAGAGCAGGAACCCACCUCCCAGUAUUCAUUGGAGAAGCACGAAGCGUUUGUCUCCUGCGAACCUGGUGGGCAUCGUUCUUUUGGACAGCAGAAGAUCUUGCCUCUCCAGUUCGGAUCCCAUCGUGUGGGGGGAAGUUGUGUGUCAUGGAGACAGUCGAAAUGAAAGUCACCGGAGAGAGAAGGGUGAAGUUGCUGUCAACUUGGCGUCGAUUGUGGAGUUUGACGUGGACUCGUUGGCAGAGGAUGGAAGUGUGGCUAUCAUUGAUGCAAUGACCUUUGUCCCAGAAUGGAUCCCGGUAUUACGCGCUCUGGAGAACCAGCAGGCCACGCGGCUGCCUUUUGACAGCGGGAGAUAUCUGAAUCUUUGGAAGACAAACCCAGUGGAGACCUUCAACUCCAUCAUGGACUCUUCAGCGUCGGCGGAUCAGGUGUUCGCUGAGGACAAGCGUGUUCUGAUCUCUCAAAUGAUUCGCGAAAGCGAGCUUGAGCCAAUUAGAGAAAUUAGAAGGGAUGCACAACUGACAGAGCAGCUUGUGGAACAGCUGGAGGCCUUGGUGAUCAAAACCACGCUGGACAAAAUGCAGCUCAUUGCCUUUAUAGAUUCCCUGAGGAACUGCGUCCAUCUUACUCAAGGACCACCCGGCACUGGCAAAUCGUAUCUGGGCGUUGCUCUGGUUCAAGCGCUGGUGCUGAUAAGAACUCUGUGGUUAAAAAAGACAAAAACAGUUGGCACUCCACCCAUACUUGUACUUUCGUAUAAGAACCACGCAAUCGACGAAUUUUGUGUCGACAUUGUCAACGCGCUGGGUGCCUACUCACUCCGGAACAAGAUGAUCCGAAUUGGUGGUCAAUGCAAAGACCCUAGGCUGUCCGCCUUCUCCGAGCGGAACGCAUACCAAUCUGAUGUCGAAGUGAAGAAUCGACGAAAGAUUUUCGAUCGCUUGGAUACACUAAAGCAGUCCCUUGAUAUCACCAUUGAAGGGAAAGCAUCUUCAUUUCUUUCAUUCCGUCAUGCCAUGUUCGCGCCAAACGAAGACUCGUCGAACCCUGAUAGCGACGCCAAGGCACGUCGUAAGGCAGCCAUCGAAGCAACGAAAAUUCUGAUGGAUAGCAUUGGUCGAUGGGAUUUGCUUCGAGAGACUUUAAAGAAGUUUGAAGAACUCAAAGAUUCAAACCCGAAAGAAGCGGCCAAUUCGUUCGCGUUCCUCGAGUUGGAUGCUACCGGGGAAGAGAGCAGUUUGCUCAAGGAUCACAUGUCAGCAUUCGUCUGCGGAUGUACGAUGCGGGAUUCCAAGAAAGGAGGAUCACUCUUAUUGUGUGAAACACCUCUGCGAAGCUCGCAAUUGACGAUCCUCCUCAAAAUAGACCAUUUGCACUUGCACCGCUCCUCUGCUUUUCCAAAAGUGAGCAGCAACAGUUACGUUGUGGACGACGAGGAAGAAGACGAGAAUAUGCCUCUGUUUGUUGAACCAGCGACAAAAACGUGCCUGGAGAGGACUCGAAAAGGCAAGCCCUGUAAGGGUGUGGUGUUGCCAGGGCAACAGUUUUGCUACGACCAUGCACCACCCGAGCAGUUGUCACUCGAGGCGGAGCGAAGGACAGCUGUGAACGUCGGGCAAGAAACAGACCAUGGUCAGGAUGAUCACAAUGAAGAAACUAAGAAGCGAAAGAAGAACGACGACGAUGUGGAGGAGGAAGCAGUCGAAAAUCCGAAGUUGAAGAAGGAGAAGAUGAGUAUUGCCGAGAAGCGAAAGGUACAACCGAUGGAGGAUGCAAACGACAACAAGCAGCUGCAGGAGAAGUCAACAAAGAAAGCCAAAAAGGAUGAGAAGGAACCGGCAAGCUCGCCGCUACCUGACACUGAGGAGGAUGCUAUGUCGUUUCACAGCGCUGGUUCCGAGAUAGUUGACGACGCAGACGUCGACCGGUUAGAGCCCGAUGAAGUUGAAUUCGAUGAGGAGGAAGGUGAUAAUCUCCAGCAUCUUCGGGACGUUUUCGAGAUCACUGAUGGAGCGGAGGACAACUUGGAGGAUGUCGAGAACUUAGAGGACGAUGUAGCAAGUGCCACGGCCUCAGAGAGUUUGGCAAACCCCACGGCUGAUGGGAUUGAUGAUCAGGCACCUAGUUUGCCAGCAGACUGGUGUUGGGACUGGACUAUCGAGGAGCGUUGGAAUGCUUGCUACACCUUCAUGCAGGUGCUUCAAGAGCUCCUGAGGAAAGCAAGUCAGCAGACGAGGGAGGCGAUUAAGGUGGCAAGGAAGGACUUGCGCAAGGCUGAAGUCCAAGCCAAGGCCCGGGUAUACGAAAACCGGUCCAUUAUUGCCGGAACAAUGGUUGGCUGCAUUCAUCGACUUGAAGCGAUUCGUACCACCAAACCCUUUGCAGUUGUGGUUGAAGAAGCAAGUGAGGUAUGCGAGCCACUCCUCUUUUCUUGUUUGACUGAGUCCACUGUCAAGCUGGAAAUGAUUGGUGAUCAUAGGCAGCUGCAACCCUCUGUCCAAGACCGCUUUGAGUUCGAACAGUGCAACAAAGUGAAUGUUUCAAUGUUUCAGCGCUUGAUCGAAGCACCCGCUGGACAUGGUAUUCCAUCAACAGUGCUAUCGGUUCAGAGACGGAUGAGAACAAACAUCUGCGAUCUCACACGAAGCUUCUAUCUCGACGUGACAGAAAUUGAAGAUCACGAAACUGUUCACAGCCAAGUGAUUGGGCAGCGCGACAGUGGCCCUCAGAAACUUAUUCCCUCAACAGCAACGCAAGGAAGAGAAGUCCCCGGAAUCGGUCCUCAUGUUUUUCUUUGGACUCAUAAAGGGGAGCAGAAAAAGUCCCACGUCGGUGUGUCGCGUAUCAACCCUGUGGAGGCAGAGAUGGUUUGUUCGCUUGUUGCCUACCUGGUGGGUUGCGGCGUACCUCGACCUAGCAUUGCUGUUCUCACUCCCUACAAAGGACAACUGAUGCUUAUUCGAAAGAUGAUCUCAAGCGAUCGACGAUACUCUUCUCAGCGGCUACUGGCUGGAAGAUCGGGAGGAACAGAUGAGAUCAGGAUCUCCACAGUUGAUCGUUUCCAAGGCGAUGAAGAGGACAUUAUAAUUUGUAGCUUGGUCGUUGACGAGAAAUCGAAAACUGGUUUUGUCAAGCUACAAAACAGGAUGAUUGUGCUUCUCAGUCGAGCCCGCCUUGGCCUCUACAUUCUAGGGAACACAGGAUACUUUGAAGGCAAAAACAUGCCACGACAUUGGGCAGACACUUUUGGUCUUCUUCAGCAGCCCUCAACAAGCGACUCCAACGGUUCGCCCGGAGAUCAGCAGCAUGAGGAGGAGAAGCCUCGGACAGGAAGUGAACUGCCUCUUUGCUGUCCUGUCCACCGGCAAAGCCGGUCCACAGCUAAGAAUGCCGCAGAUUUGAAGCUUGGGUUCUGCGAAGAAGUGUGCCAACACAAGCUGAGAUGCUCCCAUACAUGUGCGCUUCCUUGUCAUUGGCCCAGCAACGACCAUAAAAAAAUGUGUCCUGUUCCACUGGAUUCACCAUGCACCAGACAUCAAGGCGAAAUCACGUGCCAUCAUCUCUUGACAAAUGCCCCAGGGACAAUGGACGCAACUACAGCAAUCAAUGCUUACAGGUGCCCUCAGGAGGGGGCAUCCACCCUUCCUUGUGGUCAUUGUGUACAGCUGGCUUGCUGGAAACAUGACAAGAUGACUUCAGGGGAGAUCCCCUGGCCCAACUGCGACCUACCAUCCCCAGUAUCCUACACAUUUCAGGAUUGCGAUCACACACUCUCGGUCACAUGCCGUCAGCUUCGCGAUUUCACAGCUGACCCGAACAAAGUAAAAUGCAAGGAGGAUGUGGAAUACCACCCGCCAUGCGGUCACCCCGAAAAAAUGAAGUGUUGGCAGCAGACUCAGUACGAAAGUGGUGUCAGGAAGUAUGAUUGCUUGAGGAAACAGGAGGUAAUUCUCCCGCGUUGUGGGCACGAGCACUUACUGCCUUGCAACGUAGCUCAAGCCCUCCGAAACUGGACAGGGAAGAGCAUUGACGAAGUGGGGAAGGUGGUCGAGGGCGAACAGUAUGGCCCACAGGACUACACUUGCCACAAGCAAGUUGUUCUGGUUCGUACUUGCGGUCAUGAGCAAAAGAUGCAGUGCAAUGACGCUUUUCGAAAAUCAGACAAGCUUGGCCCCUGUGCGGAAAUUGUUCACCGUGCCCAUCCUGGAUGUGGCCACCAAGUCGAAAUCCAGUGCCAGUUUCUAUCUGCAUUGGAUGGCCUGAAACCUCCAACUCCCUCAGUAGAAAUUAUUGAAGGGACGACACAACAGCCGAGUCCCUUGCCACCAGGUGUUCCAAAGUGCCAGGUUGAUGUUGAGCUUGUUCGAAAAUGUGGACACAAACAACCUAUGAAGUGCUGGCGAGCUCGGCAUCCAAAGGUUGGAUGUGAACAGCUGUUGCAAGCAAAGAGCCCCCUCUGCUCCCAUGUACUAGAGAUUCCCUGCAGGGUUCGCGGAGAACUUUCAGAACCUCUCUGGAGCCAACAACAAUUUGAGGAGAUCCGGAAUUCGAAGACGAUACAGCACAGCUUUGCUCACGAAUGUAACGUCGAGACUGCGUCAACUUCCCUGAAGAAAUGUCUGGCAACCUGCCGUGGGACAAUUUCCUUGACGCUGCCUUGCAGCCAUACGAGACAAGUGCUGUGCAAGGAGCUUCCCAAAACACUUCGGGAGCGAACAUACCGGUGCGAUGAGAAGGCAGAGAUCAAACUCAAAGAUUGUGGUCACACAGCCGAGGUGUCUUGUUCCAAAGCGAAGGAGUACUUGGCAGGAAACGCAUCGAUCCCCUGCAAGGAAAUCGGAUCGAAGGCUUGCUGGAACUAUGCUCAUUGCGGAGUGACGCUCAAAGCAAAGUGUGGGCUCCAGGGCCUGGUCGCUUGCAAAGACCCCACCGCUUGGACUUGCCCCUCAAAAAAGCAUUCUUACCAGAUCAAGCAGUGCACAGAAGGAAGUCCACUCAGUUGCCCAGGAUGUGCCAUGGAUGCGCUGGACGAAGCUAUCAAGGCUGAAGCUUUCACUCCUAGUGAAGUUCUUGAGGCAUAUCUUGCAAUGGUUCCUUCGGAGUGCAUUCAAAUGCUCCGCCCAAAGCCAGCCAAGUACAUGGAAAAAGAAAGUGAUAUGCUGGCGGCAACCAAAGUGUUCCUAACUCGUUUGCAGAUCUGGGAACGGCCCCUGUGCAGGCUCCAACGCAUUCCGUGUUUUCGGGUGUUGAGAGACAGCAGCCACACUGGGCUUGAUUGGUUUGAUCCGGUCAAACUGGCAAAGCGGAAGACAGCCGAGGGCAUACUAACUGCGCUUUGGACGAGAGAUUCCUUUCUUUGGUUGGCGUCUACGAUGAAAUCGGAUGAUGAAGAAGUGCUGCUGCUAUGUGGGGUUGCCUCUGUUGCCCGAACCCUCCUGUCGCCCAUGGAGCAGUUCCCGCAAAAGAAGAAUCUAACAAAGCUGAUGAAAAAGAUGCAGAACGAGGUAUUUGACUCGUUGGUGUUCACAGAACAAAACGGCUGCUGUCGCCUCGUGGUAUGCUACCCUUUCCCACUGGUCUCAGUAUGCCGUAUUCGACUGAAACGAUCGGACGUUGAACAAAUUGUGUCAUGCCUCGAUGGCUUGGAACCAAUUAAUUUUGAUUUGGAAAAAGUUCAGCGAGAGACAGUCCCCUCCAACCUCCUGCAGUCAGUACCGGCAGCCCCACCUCCACCACAGAAGACCGAUGACGUCGAGGAUCAGUCGGUCUCUUCAAAUGAGAGCAGCCAAGGUCACAAUCUCGAAGGAACCGCUCUGGCUGGCUUUGUGAUUGACAGAGACUUGUCCAUGGAUUGCAUUCCUGAGAGCGUGCAAUCUGAUUUGCGCAACAAGAUGAAGUUUUCCAAUGCCAAUGCCACCCCUUUUGCUGGAAUCAAGCUCCUGCGCACGCUCAGCAGUUCCACCAAAAUAACGACACCUCUGCUGAAUCUUCUUUUUGCCGCCGAGUUUAUCAAUGGCGAUCGAACCCAAGCGGCUCAAUAUCUUAGAUAUUACCUAACGGCAGUGGACGCGGAUGACAAAGGCUCGCAUCGCAAGGUUCAUCCGUGGACACUGAUUGUGGCCUCACGGUUGGAACAUGUUGGCAUUGGAUGUGCUCGCUUGCUGCGCUUGUUCCUUUCCUUGUUCCCGUCAGAGAAACAUAUGUUGACAGAAGCAGAGCAGGAGAUGGCACUUGAUGAAAGCGACGAUGAGAUGUCUGUGGCAACAGAUGAUGCUUCGGGGAUUUCAGUGGAUCCAUUGGUCGCACAGUGGUCCGACCUGCAGUCGGCGCAUCCGGGAUACGUACAGUCGGACGCAAUGGAUGAGCUCCUCGCCAUGACGGGGCUAAAAAAAGUGAAAGUCGAAGCAAUCCAGCUAUGGGAGAGAGCGCUUCAGGUGCGAAAAAUGGACCCCGAGACGAGGAAACGAAAUGCUGUCUCUGCCAACUACGUCUUUUUGGGCAACCCUGGCACAGGGAAGACAACAGUUGCCCGAUCCUUCGCGAGAAUUCUACACGAUUCUGGUUUCCGUGAAAAUGACGUUUUUGUUGAGACCACGGCUCAGUUGGUGAAGGAGGGUGGCAUGGAUGAGUUCAAAAAGGACGUUUCAAAAGCCAUGGGCGGAACUCUGUUCAUCGACGAAGCUUAUGAUAUCGAUCCCGUGAACGAUUACAAAGGCAAACCAAUAGCCAAUCACAUACUGACUCUCUGCGAAAACGAACGUGACAACUUGUCAUUGAUCCUUGCUGGGUACGAAGACGAUUUUCAAGAACGCUUCUACAAGUACAAUCCGGGCCUCAAGAGCCGCUUUCGUGAAAUCACGUUUGAUGACUUUGAUGAAGAAGAGCUGACACGGAUAUGGACUGACAUGCGAAGCAACAAGCGUUGGUCAGAGGCUGAUAACGUUUGUACUGUGAUGGUGAAGCGCCUGAUGAAGCAGUCGGGGAAGAAAGGAUUUGGCAAUGCCCGUGACGUGAGGAACCAUCUCGAAAAUGCAACAAAAAGUGCCAUGUCACGUCUCGGCGACAACUUCGAUCAAGACAAUAUGCAACUCGAAGUAGUGGACGUCAUUGGGGAAGACCCGCGUCUUUCGAGUGGUAAACUCUUGGCGGUGACCUCAGAAAUCGACGAAAAGAUUGGCUGGCACCGUGUGAAAGCAGCAGUUCAAGAGUUGCUUGAACUCUGCUCGACAAACUACCAAAGAGAGCUUCUAGGCAAAACCCCGCUGGCAAUGGUGAUGAACCGAUUAGUACUCGGGAAUCCAGGGACUGGCAAAACUACAUUUGCCAAGCUUUAUGGUAGGCUCUUGAAGGAGCUUGGGUUUUUGAGCAACGGAGACGUCGUGUCGAAGACUGCAAGCGAUUUCGUAGGCUCCCACAUUGGAGAAUCUCAGACCAAGACAAAUUCCAUACUCGAAAUGGCCAAAGGGAAGGUACUCAUUAUAGAUGAAUGUUACGCACUUGAUGACCAGAACUUUGGAAAACAAGUGCUGGAUACUCUGGUUGAAAAGGUUCAAGGCUCUGCGUUUGAUGACAUUGCUGUCCUGCUCCUUGGAUACGAGGAACCGGUGAUGAAGAUGAUCAAGGGGCAGAAUCCAGGGCUCAAACGGCGGUUCCCAGUAGAGCACGCUUUCUACUUUGACGACUACAACGACGAUGAGCUGCUGGCUAUCCUAGAACUCAACCUCAAGAAACAGGGAGUUCAAGCUACCUUUGGCUUUAGAGAGAAGGCACUCGACGUUCUGCAGCUUCAGAAGGGCCAGAGUGGAUUUGGAAAUGCAGGUUCCGUUGAGCUUAUUGUCAAGGGAGCGACGACCAAGGCGGCAAAACGUGGCACCGCAUCACCUGAUUUGAUGCUGACAGAAGACGACAUUGAAAACGCUGGAGCGAACAGAGCAGACAAGGACGCGAAUCCACUGGACAAGCUUGACACACUCUUCAAGGUGGACAAGAUCCGAGCUAAGCUUGAAGAGAUGCAGAAGAGUUUGAUUGUUGCAAAGAGAGAGGGAAGUGAGAAGCCGGAGCUUGGCCAUUUUGUCUUUCGUGGUAGCCCAGGUACUGGAAAGACCACCCUAGCCCGAGUUAUAGCUGAUGUUCUCUUUAGCCUUGAGCUGAAACCUUCCAACAAGUUGGUGGAGAAAUCAGCGCAGGAUCUUACAGCUGAUUAUGUGGGUCAGACAACUACAAAGGUAAAAGAAGCACUUACUGAAGCCAAGGGAGGUGUCUUGUUUGUGGAUGAAGCCUACUCGCUGGGUGAGGGUCCAUUUGGGAAAGAUGCAGUGGACACUAUUGUGCAAGCCAUGACCAGCGAGGAGUUUGCAGAUGUUUUGAUAAUCAUAGCUGGCUAUCCAGAUGAAAUCAAUGAUAUGCUCAACACAAAUGUGGGCCUGAAGAGCCGAUUUACCAACUUUUUUGACUUUCCAAACUGGGAAGCAUCGGACUGCAUCACUUUCUUCAAGAAGUGCUUGGAAAAGGAGAGCUUCAGUGCUGACAAUGAUGUGCUCGAGAAGCUGGAGGAAGGAUGCAUGGUGCUGAGUGCACUUGAAGGCUGGGGCAAUGGUAGAGACAUGAUGCAGCUUUGGAAGGAAGCAAAGAGUCAACGUGCAUCAAGGGUCUUUGACAAAACGGAUGAUUUCGAGAAAGUGAUUGUUGUCAGCGAUGUUGCAGUUGGAGUCGAUGCUAUGAUUCAAGGCCGUAUCCCAGGAUCAACUGUGUUACCUGACAAUGAUGUCGAGCCCCUUGAGAAACUUUGCAAAUUGUAUCGUAUGGAAGGCAUCAAAUCAAAGCUGGAGCAGAUGAAAAAGGCAUGGGCUGUUGCUAGAAGGGAAGGAAAUGUUGUUGGCAAGCUUGGUAAUUUUGUCUUCAAGGGAUCUCCAGGCACUGGAAAGACGACGGUUGCAAGGGUCAUUGCUGAUGUGUUGUUUGGUUUGAAACUCAAGCCAUCCAACAAGAUAGUUGAGAAACCUGCAAUGGACUUGAUUGCCGGCUAUGUAGGGCAAACAGCAGGGCUUGUCACAAAAGCACUGAAGGAAGCCAAGGGUGGCAUCCUGUUCAUUGAUGAGGCCUAUGACCUUUGCAGAGGUGGUUUUGGUGUGGAGGCUGUCAAUACGCUGGUGGCGGCCAUGACGAGUGAUGACUAUGCAGAUGUGACUAUCAUUAUCGCUGGAUAUCCAUUGGAGAUUGACCAAAUGCUCCGGUCAAAUGCUGGGCUCAAGAGCCGCUUCAAACACUACUUUGACUUUCCAGAUUGGGUUGCUACAGAUUGUAUUCAGUUUUUGAACCUGUGUGCAGUCAAUGAUGGGUUCACUAUUGAUGACGAGACUCUUAGAAAGCUGCAACCAGGAUUUGAAGAGCUUCGGAACUUGGACGGGUGGGCCAAUGGUCGAGAUGUCCAACAAAUGUGGGAAGGCUGUUUGCAGCAACGAGCAGAACGAGUGUUUGACUUGCCCGAGAGCGACAAGCACAUCUUGGCCGACGAUGCCGCACCAGCACUGUUGGAAAUGCUGCAUUCCAGACGAGAAAUUGGAGGCAAGAGCCGCGUGAGCUUUCCCACAUCGCUCGACCAGCUGAUGCAGGAAGCCUCGGGAGCACCACCACCUGCCCCGUCUCCACCUUCCCAGGCCGUUGCGGACUCGACAAACAAUCGACCGUCCGCCAAUACACGGGAGAGCGUCCAAAAACAACAGAAAGCCAAUGUCGAGUUGGAUGAGUCUGACGAGCAGACAGAAGAGGCAAUCGAUGUAUCCGAUGAUUCCGGGCGUGACGAGGGGGUUCCCGACGAUGUCUGGGCUGAAUUGCAAGCCGCCAAGGAAGCUGAGCGUCAACGAGAAAUGCAAGAGGAAGAAGAGCGUAAAGCCUACGAAGCGUGGCUCCAAGAGCAGGAGCGCCUGGAAGAAGAAGCGCGAAGGAGGUACGAAGAGGAGCUGGAACGUCUCCGGAGAGAGCUCGAGAAGCAAGAGCUAGAGCGCGCCAUUCGUGAAGCGGAAGAAGCGGAACGAAAACGACAACAAGCCAUUGAAGCAGAGCGACGACGCCGAGAGGCCGAGGCAAGGAGGCGCCAGGAAGAGCAGCGACGAAGGGAAGAAACCCAACGACGGCUACAGCAAAUUAAUCCUUGCCCCGCUGGCUUUACUUGGUACAAGCAGGGAGGAGGAUGGCGAUGCUGCGGUGGAAGUCACUUCGUCAGCGAUAAAGAAUUGCGCAGUCGUUUCUCAAGUGACAUGUAA
Messenger RNA from Seminavis robusta, 11160 nucleotides. The record is from the annotation of a GenBank genome assembly. Lineage: Eukaryota; Bacillariophyta; Bacillariophyceae; Naviculales; Naviculaceae.